AUCCGAGGCAUUGGUUUGAACCAAAUGAUUCGUAAAGGGUUCGAAGCUUCAUGAAGCAGUGUUUCGAAAGCGCACAUCACUGCUGUAAAUACUGGACUUGUGUGAGCGUCAACUAGCCAAUGGGUGGCAGUGCAGUCUGUUCACGGUUUAAUCUGUUGCUGUUAUACUUUCAGAGAAGAAGAAGCGAAAGCACCAUCGGCUGUAUCGCUGCUGAAAGUAAAAGUUAAGCGUUUUAUUUUUAUAUAUUCAGAUAUUUGCUUUUCUUCUUAUCAGAUGUGAUGGAAGUAAAACUGUCGCAUUGAUCGUUUCUUUGGGUUCAAGGUAAACGCCCAUCACAGUGGAAGAAACAAAGUCGUCAUACAAGUUUUGAACAACAUAAGGUUGAGUACCGGAUAUGUGUAGCACGAAGGUUUGGCUUCACUAGCAGCAUUCACCACGGCGGGGGAUAUCCGACCCAUCGUGUGCAGGGUGGUUAUCUACCUACAGCGGGACAUGUCAGGAGAGAGCUGCCUGCACAAGCUCCAACCACAAACUGGGCCCAUUGUGUCAGUCCCUUCAGCGGCUUGUCCCAAGACUAAUGCUUGCACCUACCAUGGUGUAUCUGGCAAUAAAUAUGUGCAGCUCAAUGUUGGUGGAAACCUUUACUAUUCAACACUGCAAGUACUCACCCGGCAGGACACCCUGCUGAGGUCCAUGUUCAGUGGAAAGAUGGAGGUGCUUACUGAUAAGGAAGGUUGGAUUCUAAUUGAUCGCUGUGGGAAACACUUUUGUUCAAUUCUCAGCUAUCUCCGUGAUGGAUUUGUGACCUUACCUAAAAGCAGACAGGGUAUCAUGGAGCUCCUGGCAGAAGCCAAGUAUUACCAGAUCCAGGGGUUGUUAGACAUGUGCCAGAGGGCUCUGCAGGAUAAUAAAGAAAAAGCAUUAUGUGUUAUCCCAGUCAUAACAUCUCCUAAAGAGGAGGAGAGACUUAUACAGGGCUGCGUAAGGCCUGUUGUGAAACUGCUAUACAACCGGGGUAACAACAAAUAUUCCUAUACCAGCAACUCAGAUGACAACUUACUCAAGAAUAUUGAGUUGUUCGAGAAGCUGUCGCUGAGCUACAGUGGUCGUGUACUGUUCAUUAAAGAUGUCAUUGGAGAUGAGAUCUGCUGCUGGUCCUUUUAUGGUCAGGGCCGCAAGCUAUCAGAAAUCUGCUGCACAUCCAUUGUUUAUGCUACUGAGAAGAAGCAGACCAAGGUUGAGUUUCCAGAGGCACGAAUCUACGAGGAAACACUAAAUGCCCUGCUUUAUGAGACUCUCCCAGUCCCAGAUUACUCCUUGUUGGAGGCCACCCGCAGGCGUGACAAUUGUUGCUCACACAGUGAAGAGGAGGAAGCCGUGGAGCUGAAGGAGCGUGUGCGUCGCAUCCACAUCAAAAGAUACAGCACUUAUGACGACAGACCACUUGGACAUUAGCCUAACUGCUGUUUGAGGUUUUGCCACUAGUGCCUCAGUUUUCGCAUUGACUGUGGAGAACACUAAUUACCAGCACCAAUCUCUGAGAGAACCUAUUACCACUUUGUAAUUCACCGCCGGAACAGGUUGCUGCUUUGUUAAAUGGCUGUAAGAGGAGGCUUGACAAUCCUUGUUUGGGAUGAAAUGGCAAUAAUGUGAACUUUACAAAUAAGGUUGACUAAGGUUGAACAAGGUUUGCUGUCAGUUCCUUCAUUUGAAUUUAUUUACCUCAACAUUAAAAAAAUGUUUUAUGGAAAACACUUUAGAAAUUACUAAGCCUAAUCUUAGUACUUUUAUGUUUGAUAACAUAUUUCCAAAAUGAAUCUACCAAAUGUAUUACUCUUUCUGAUAACCUUACGGGAUCAUAUACUCCCGUAAAAUUGUAGUUCACUCAAAAAUGAAAACUCUCUCAUUUACUCACCCUCAUGCCAUCCCAGAUUUGUAUGAAGAUUAAGUUUUUAGAACAAUAUCUCAGCUCUGUAGGUCCAUACGAUACAAGUGAAUGGUGACCAAAACUUUGAAGCUCCAGAAAGCACAUAAUGGCAGCAUAAAAAUAAUCCAUACGAUUCCAGUGGUUUAAUCCAUGUCUUCUGAAGCGAUUCAGUUGGUUGUGAGUGGGAACAACCCAAAAUAUAGAUCUAUUUUCACUGUACAUCUUGCCAUUGCAGUCUUUAGGCACAAUCAUGAUUUCAAGCUCGAUUACACUUCCUAGUGCUUGAUGCAUGUGCAGAGCGCUAGAUGGCACAAGGAAGUGUAAUCGAGCUAGAAACCAUGAUCGCUAAGGAGACCGCUGAUGUCAAGAUUUGUUGUGAAAAAGGAGUUAUAUUUUUCGUCAGAGAAAGACAGUCAUACACAUCUGGGAUGGCAUGAGGAUAAUAAAUUAACAAAGAAUUGUCAUUUUUGGGUGAACUUUUAACAGUCAUGCCUUAUAUUAAUCGCCCAUACUGUGAUUUAAGAUGGUUCAUGUAAAAUAGGUUUGAUAAAAUGAAUUCAUGCAUUUGAACUUGGAGUGUUGCAUCAAGACAAUGACAUUGUUGUGUUUAUAAUUUCUCUAUUAUGAUGACAAGAAAUUUGCUUUUAACGUCUAAUGAAUAAAUGUGAACUGUAGA
Molecule: messenger RNA, 2603 nt
Organism: Myxocyprinus asiaticus (Chinese sucker)
Lineage: Eukaryota; Metazoa; Chordata; Actinopteri; Cypriniformes; Catostomidae
Gene: tnfaip1
Product: tumor necrosis factor, alpha-induced protein 1 (endothelial)
Exons: 8
Coding region: 493-1455 (320 amino acids)
Biological process (GO): negative regulation of Rho protein signal transduction; protein homooligomerization; protein ubiquitination
Cellular component (GO): Cul3-RING ubiquitin ligase complex
Molecular function (GO): protein binding; ubiquitin-protein transferase activity
Source: RefSeq, a predicted model, not a curated record